Messenger RNA from Geodia barretti, 1215 nucleotides. The record is from the annotation of a GenBank genome assembly. NCBI's taxonomy places the organism in Eukaryota, Metazoa, Porifera, Demospongiae, Tetractinellida, Geodiidae.
AUGCCGACAUCCGACAAUGACAUCCGGGCCUACGACAAUGCGCUGAAGCGCAUCAAGCACUUCCGCGGGCGGGAGCUCACCCGCCGUCAGGUGCUGAAGGCCUCGGCCGCGACGGCGCUCGGCGCGACACUUGCGUCGCAGUUCGUGCCGCGCGAGGUGCAUGCCGACGUGGGCGGGACCAUCGUCCACUUCGCCUCGUCCGGCAAACGGCUCGCUAAUUCCUUGCGGGCGGUCAAGCCGCUCUUCGACAAGGUGUUUCCGAACGUGACGCUUGAGGUCGUCUCGAAGCCGAUGAGCGAGGCGCUGACCCAGAUCAACACCUACAUGCGGUCCAAGAGCGACGCCUUCGACAUCAUCACCCAGGACCACGCCCAGUUUGCGGCGCUGGACGCGAUGGGCGCGCUCACCGACCUCGGGCCCUAUAUCGAGCCCUUCCCGGACUGGUACGCGGACUAUGAGCAGGAUACCUGGGACCAGGUGAUCGACGCCUGCAAGGAGAUCCACGACCCGGACAACGAGCGCUACGCCUAUUGCGCGGCGAUGCAGCGCAGCUUCUGGGCCGGCUACCAGUACUUUGGCGCACUGCGCGGCAUGGGCGGUGCCGUCUUCGCCGACGAGGAGAACAAGGACUAUACGGUGACGCUGGAGAGCGAGGAGGCCUAUCAGGCCCUGAAGGUGCUGGUCGAGCUCCAGAAAUACGCGCACCCGGUCGCCGCCAACGCCGGCGAGGACGAGGUCAACCGGGUGUUCGCCGCCGGCACUGCGCUCUACAGCCCGCUCACCUGGGGCACGGCGGUGCUCAACGACGCGUCUUACACCGACCUGCACGAGCAUUGGCACAUGGAUCUCUCGCCGCGAGGCACCGGACCCAACGGCGCUCACCGCGCGCUCGCCGGCGGCUUCGGCCAGUUCAUGCCGACCUUCGGCGGCAAUCGGGAGACCGCCUUCGCCUGGAUCAAGUUCCUCAACUCAGGCGAUCGGGAGGAUCUGGACGGCAGCCCCCUCAUCGCGGAUGCGAUCGUGGGUGCCGGCGGCCAGCUCUCGCGGGUCUCGACGCUCAAGCGCUGGUCGGACCGCAAGCCCUUCUUCGUCGGCCUGAUGAAGGCCUAUCCGGUGGCCGACGCGGUCAACGAGGAGCAAAGCAUCGAGGAUGCGAUGAAGGCCAAUAGCAAGCGGGUCCAUCGCAUCAUGGAGGACAGCGGCUACUACGCCUGA